AGAACAUUAAUACUCCUAACAACAAAACAAAUGACACUGACGGCGACAUAUGGCUGAAAAUUAAAAUUACAAAUGAUGGAAAAUUGUGGAAAAAACCACGAAAAUGAAAACACAUAUAUUUAAAGUUCAUCUUUUAUUUUAGAUUUUUCCAAUGUGCAUAUUUUUCAUUAAAUUUCACGAACACUAAACAGUCUCGUCGUAUUCGUGAUGUCGUAGAUAAAUGCGACCGACAGCGAGUGAUAAGCGCGCGCUACUCGUGCCCGUUUCGUGGUUCUUAUCGCACUAUUUGUUUGCCAGUGCUCGUGCCCUCUCUCGACCCCCUGGUUCCUUGGCCCGCUUAUCAGAACCAACAUGAAUAAAAUGAGACGACAGGAGGUAAUAAUUUCACAUUCUGUUGUACACUCACGCGCGGUCGCACAUCCGUAAAGUUCCGUGGUUGGGUUGUCACAAAUUUUGAAUUUGUAAGUUCCCUUGAGUUUCAAGUUUUCUAACUUGUGUUGUGAUUUCUCGUCCAUCCUGCAUCCAAGAGGAGGAAUGCCAAGUGACUGUCGAGACUGUUUGGGAAUUCGUUCUCGAAUUAACACCCUGCACCAAACCUGGAAGUGGCUGCAUCAGACGAUCGCCCUACACGAAUAUUUGAUCUCCCUCUCUUCGGCAGAUACUGACGCCGGGUUCCUUAUGCAUUAA
Messenger RNA from Bicyclus anynana (squinting bush brown), 687 nucleotides. RefSeq lists its product as uncharacterized. NCBI's taxonomy places the organism in Eukaryota, Metazoa, Arthropoda, Insecta, Lepidoptera, Nymphalidae. The record is from RefSeq and is a predicted model, not a curated record. Bases 535 to 687 code for a protein of 50 amino acids. The transcript has 2 exons.